AUGCUUGCCAAGAUUAUCUCCCUGAUCGCUUUCGCCGCUCUGGCCAUGGCAGCCCCCCAGAGCCCUGACUUUGGUCGUGAUCCUGACAAAAACGGCGACCGUACCGCGCAGAUGGCGCGUGUUGAGCAACUGCGGGCCCAGGGCCUCAACUGCAAUGAGGCUGCUCAGGGUUCAUUCGUCUGCUCUGAUGGCUUUGGUGGAGACUGGUACGUUCAUCUUCCGAGCAUGUUAUGGCACUUACUUCACCAAGCGUGGAGGUCAGGAACCAAGGACUGA
Molecule: messenger RNA, 276 nt
Organism: Fusarium sp. VM40
Lineage: Eukaryota; Fungi; Ascomycota; Sordariomycetes; Hypocreales; Nectriaceae
Source: the annotation of a GenBank genome assembly